CUGGCCUGGCCUCCCGUCCUGGCACUGGGGUGGUGGCUGCUGUGGUGCCUUCAGGUGCGUGGCUUGGCCAAGCCAAUGCUGCCAAGCUGCAACUGGGGAGGGGCUGGCAUGAGCAACCGGGGCAGGGGCAGGGGCUGGUCCUGUCCAGGCAGCCCUUGCCAAGCCGGGCUCCUGUGUGCCCCACAGCGCCCUGCAGCCAUGAGCAGCCCUGUGCAGCAGUGCAGGCCCUGUAGUCUGGACGCCACCAGCCAGCACCCCGCCAGCGAGCUCUUCCUCCUGGAGCCGGCCCACGAGGACCUGUCGGAUGUGGACGUGGACGUGGACGUGCCGCUCAGGGCCCUGCCCUGCCCCAUGCGGCAGAAGCGCAGGCUGCUGCAGGCGUCCAGGGAGAAAGCCCCGUCCGGCUGGGUGCCCUGGGGACCAAGCCGCCACAGGACCCUGCAGCGGUGCCGGGAGGGGCUGCAGCGCCUGGUGGGGCUCUGCCAGCUCUGGAAGGCUGCUCUGGACCAGAUCGAGGGGAAGUUUGGCACCGGGGUGCGGUCCUAUUUCUCGUUCCUGCGGUUCCUGCUCUGCCUCAACCUCCUGCCCCUGCUGCUGACUGCGGGGUCUGUGCUGGUGCCUCUUGGCUGGCGCCGGGGGCAGGCAGCUCUGCCCGGGUGCCAGGCUGCGGGCCUCCUGUGCCUGAACGCCAGCCACGGGGACAGGCCUUCGGCCAUCCGGCAUCAUCUCCACGACCUCUUCUCGGGCAAGGGCUUUCUGGAGUGCUCCUACCUGUUCUACGGCUACUACCAAGUGGGUGAGGAGGACAGAGCCUGGUACAUCAUCCGCCUGGCCUACCUGCUCAACUCUCUGGGCUACCUGCUGCUUUGCUUCCUCUGGAUCCUCCACCGGUCAGUGAAGGGGCUGGUGCGGCAGCAGGUGCUGAGCCGGGCGUACCAGCCGUGCCGGGGCACCCACAUCUUCAGUGAGUGGGACUUCUGCAUCCACAGCCUGGGCACCGCAGCCAUCAAGCACCAGAGCUUCUGCAAUGAGCUGAAGAUGGAGCUGGCAGAGGAAAGGCGUCACCUGGAGAAUCAGCGCCGGACCCGGUGGCAGCGCGGCCUCACCUACCUGGUGCGUCUGCUGGUCAACCUCGGUGUCCUGCUACUCAUGGCUGUGGCCUUCUACUGCAUCCACCGAGUCACGGCCUUCUCCCAGGCCUCUGACGCCAGUGUGCUGACUCAAUACCUGCCGUCCAUCACCAUCUCCCUCCUCAACCUCCUGCUGCCCUGGGUCUUCCACAUGCUGGUCCAGGCCGAGUGCUACUCCCCGCACAUGGAGGUCAACCUCACCCUCAUCAGGUGUGUGACUCUGAGGCUGGGCAGCCUGGGCAUGGUCCUCUUCUCCCUGCGGCACACGUUGUGCCUGGAGAACAGCAACAGCAAUGACACCUGCCAGGCCUGCCGCCCCCAGUGCUGGGAGAACGUGGUCGGCCAGGAGAUGUACAAGCUGACCGUCUUCAGCUUCCUCAUCACCCUCGGGGACACCUUCCUCAUCAGCCUACCCAGGAGGCGCAUCGCGGAGCAGGUACAACAUGCCUGGCUGCAGAAGGAGGAGUUCCUUGUCCCCCAGAACAUCCUGGGCACGGUGGCCGCGCAGACCGUGGUCUGGCUGGGCAUCUUCUACUGCCCCCUGCUCCCUUUGCUCAAUGGGACCUUCAUCUUCCUCACCUUCUACCUCAAGAAGUACACGGUGCUCCAGAACUGCCGGCCGGCCAAGAGGCUCUUCCGCGCCUCGAGCUCCACCUUCUUCUUCCAGUUCGUGCUGCUGCUGGGCCUGGCCAUGGCCGCAGGCUCCCUCACCUAUGGCAUCACUCGAAUCCGUCCCUCCAAGACCUGUGGCCUCUUUGCCAACUACUCGGCUGCCUGGAAGGUAGUGCCCAAGGCUGUGGAAACCCGCUUGCCCCGUGCGGCCCAGCAAGUCCUGAACUACCUCACCUCCGACGCCUUCAGCUGCCCGUUCAUCAUCCUGCUCAGCCUCAUCCUCACCAUGUGCGUGUCCCAGGCCCGGGUGAACAAACAGGCCAUCAAGGAGCUCAAGAGGCAGCUGAUGCAGAGGGUCAAGGAGAAGUGGGGCCUGGUGGGGGAGCUGGCCAAGCUGCUGGAGGAGCCCAUGGCUAGUGGCAGUCACCUGGCUGGGGACAGAGCUGAGUCGCCAUCCAGCCCCUCUCCGAAGCCUCCUGGCUCCUGGCUGAGACAGGAGCCGCGGCGUCCAAGCAGCACGGCCCCCAGCAAGGAUGGGAGCACCUCUCCCCUGGAGACCCCAUGUCCCAGCCCCUGACCAGGCUCCACGCUCGGGGAGCUGGAGGAGACGUCAAUGCAAGCAUAUGCAUGCACAAAUCCAUGUCUUACCGGGGCUGUACACGCGUGUGCAUGUGUGUACAGUGGUGUCUUCCUGAGUGUGUACACUGAAUGUGCCGGGGUGGGCGGGGUGUAUAUGCAGCGGUGUCUGAGGGGUAUCUCUGUGUGUGUGCAUGUGUGCGGGCACGCAUGGAGACAGCCUGUCCGUGCAAGCGGGGAGCGGGGGGUUUGUGCCCGUGCCGGGGGGCUCUGCCUGUCCGGGUAAUAAAGGCCCCAGCACGGUAACGAUGAUCG
This is a messenger RNA of Alligator mississippiensis (American alligator), 2633 nucleotides long. RefSeq names its product transmembrane channel like 8 (gene TMC8). Gene Ontology annotation, molecular function: mechanosensitive monoatomic ion channel activity. Lineage: Eukaryota; Metazoa; Chordata; Crocodylia; Alligatoridae. The coding region runs from base 76 to 2319 and encodes 747 amino acids. The transcript is spliced from 15 exons. The record is from RefSeq and is a predicted model, not a curated record. Gene Ontology annotation, cellular component: plasma membrane.